Humulus lupulus (European hop) is the source of this 3481-nucleotide messenger RNA. Its product is annotated as putative disease resistance RPP13-like protein 1. Lineage: Eukaryota; Viridiplantae; Streptophyta; Magnoliopsida; Rosales; Cannabaceae. Bases 101 to 3343 code for a protein of 1080 amino acids. Gene Ontology annotation, biological process: defense response to other organism. The record is from RefSeq and is a predicted model, not a curated record. The transcript has 2 exons. Gene Ontology annotation, molecular function: ADP binding.
UCCCAUCUGUAUUUAUCUGACUUUCUUUCUUGUGUCUCAUUCAUUGUUCUUGAUCCUCAUUCCCUAGCUUCAACAUACUUAGUUUGCCUCCAACUCCAUUAUGGCUGCUGAGUUGGUUGCUGGUGCUUUGCUUUCUGCUUCGCUUCAGGUUCUGUUUGAACGGUUGGGCUCUGAGGAGAUACCCCGGCUGUUUAGGGGAAAGAAAUUGAUCCUGGACCAGCUAGAUGAACUAAACACUAUGUUGAUAUCAGCCAAUGUACUGCUCAACGAUGCUGAGGAGAAACAACUUCGAAACAAGGAGGUCAGGAUGUGGCUAUGCAAGCUUCAAGAUGUGAUUUAUCAAGCUGAUGACUUGGUGGAUAGGAUUGACUAUGAAACUCUGCAAUCCAAGCUUGAAGAUGAUCAAUCUAGCAGCAGCGCAAGCAAGGUAUUCAACCAACUGAAAUCUAUGUCACCUUUUAUGUCAAAGUUUGAUAAAUCUGUUAAGUUUAAUGCCAUGGAGAUCCUUCGUAAGAUGAAUAUUCUUAUUGAUCAAAAGGAUGCUCUUGGCCUGAGAGAAGGUGCUCAAAAAAAACCUUUUCAAAGGCCACCAGCUCCUUUAGUAGAGCAAUAUGAUGUUUAUGGGAGGGAUAAUGAAAAAGAAGUUAUUGUUGAUUUGUUGCUAAAAGAUGAUAUUAGUAGCAGUAAUAAGAUUUGUGUCAUUCCCAUUGUUGGGAUGGGUGGUGUGGGCAAAACUACUCUUGCUCAACUUGUUUAUGAUGAUGAUCGAGUUCAAAAGCAUUUUGAGCUAAAAGUGUGGGUUACUGUGUCAGAUGAAUUUGAUAUUUCUAGGAUAACGAAAGAGAUAUUUGAGGGGGUCACUUCCUACAAAGUUCAUAUAAAAAACUUAGAAGAAAUUCGAAGGAGAUUGAAAGAAGCAUUGAAGGGAAAGAAAUUUCUCUUUGUUCAUGAUGAUGUUUGGAACGAGUCUUAUUCCCAGUGGGACACUUUGAAGAGUUGUUUCGACUCGGGAGCAAAUGGAAGUAAAAUUAUAGUGACAACUCGAAGCACAAUUGUCGCCUCUACUAUGGCCACUGGCCAAAUUCAUCAACUACAAACUUUGUUGAGUGAAGAUUGUUGGCGGUUAUUUGUCAAGCAUGCUUUUGGAAAUGAUGUUGAUCUUAGUGGCUACCAAGACCUACAAGUAAUUGGAAGGAAAAUAGUGGAAAAGUGCAAAGGCCUUCCAUUAGCAAUAAAAUCUCUUGGUGGAUUAUUACGUUCUGAACGAGAUUCCAAAAAAUGGGAAGACAUACUUAAUAAUGACACAUGGGAGGAGUUGUACAAGGAGAGUUCUAUUCUUCCAGCUUUAUGGUUGAGUUAUCGUCACUUACCUGCACAUUUGAAACAAUGUUUUGCAUAUUGUUCCAUAUUUCCCAAAGAUUAUGAAUUUGAUAGAGAAAUUUUGAUUUUGUUGUGGAAGGCAGAAGGCUUUUUGCAGAGUGAUAAAAAAUAUAAAAAGGAGGAGCAACUUGGAGAGGAAUACCUUCAAGAUCUGUUAUCAAGGUCAUUCUUUCAACAUUCAAGUCAUAAGAAAGAGUUUUUUCUCCAAAUGCAUGAUUUGGUACAUGAUUUAGCUAUGUUUGUAUCAUAUGAUUUUUGUUCCAGGCUGGAUAGAACUAAUGAUAAACAUCGUCUUUCGACCAAGAUUCGUCAUUUAUCUUAUAUGAAGACUUGGAAAUACAAUGCUGACACACUCAAGUGCCUGAGUGAAGCUAAUUGUUUGCGUACCUUUGUAGCAUUACCAUUCGAAAGGUAUAGCUUCGAAAGAACAAUAGUUUUGUACGAUAUGUUUCUUAGCGCAGGAAGUUGUUUAAGAGUGCUUUCUUUAAAUAACUCUUCUAUCAAAGAGCUGCCUAAUUCAAUCAACAAUCUAAAGCAUUUGAGGUACUUGGACUUGUCUUGCACUGAAAUUGAAGAGUUACCCGAUUCAAUUUGUACUCUGUAUAAUUUACAGACUUUGUUGCUGUUGAAUUGUUAUAAGCUUUCUCAUUUACCAAAGAAAAUGGGGAGCUUAAUGAAUUUGCGACAUUUGGAGAUCCAUGGUGUACCUUUGAGAGAGAUACCCCAUAUGAAACACUUGCAUUUCUUAUCUAAUGUAGUUUUGAGUGAUAAGAAUAGUGGAGGAUUUAGAAUGAAAAGUGUAGCAAAGCUUGCAAAUUUACGCUGCAUUUCAGGGUUGGAAAAUAUCAACGAUGCAAUAGAAGCUUCUGAAGCUAAUUUAAUAGAUAAGAAGGGUCUUUCAAUGCUGACUUUGAGCUGGAAUGUUAAUGGUAGUGUUGCUGAUAGUUCGCAAAAAGAAAAUGAUAUACUUAAUGCACUUCGACCUCAUACAAAUUUGGAGCAUCUCGUGAUUGAAAAUUACAGAGGUACAAUACUAUCAGAGUGGAUUGGAAACUCUGCAUUUUCAAAUUUAGUAUCAAUCAGGUUAAGCAAUUGUAUAAAUUGUUAUAUUUUACCUUCACUCGGACAACUAGUCUCUCUUAAAAGUCUCAAAAUAAAUGGAUGUAAUAGUGUGAUCUCAAUAGGUUAUGAGAUUACUCAUGAAAAAUGUCGUUUAUUCAGGUGUUUAGAAGUCUUGGAGAUUAGGGAUAUGUUGGAGUGGAAAGAUUGGUCAUUUUGUAGUGAAGCUAUGCAACAAGGUCAAAUAUUCCCUCUUCUUAAAGAACUUUGGCUGUUUGAUUGUCCAAAGCUUAAUGUUGGCUUACCUGGUUAUCUUCCAUCCUUGGAACAUCUCAAUAUCUCCAAUUGUGAUCAAAUGGUGGUUUUGCUCCCAAGAACUACUCAACAGACCAUCGUCACCCCUCCCUCUCUUGCCUUUAUAUGGAUAGAUAAUUGUUCCAUGUUGGAAUCGCUUCUAGAUUGGGGAUCACACUUGAAUGUACAACACAUUGUAUUAGUGAGAACCAAAAAGCUCUUUGAGAACCAUAAGCAAUGGGAUCUGCAUAGACUCUUUAAUUUAGAAUACUUAAGUAUUAGUGGAUGGGAAGAUGAUUCAUUUCCCAAUGAAAGGCUCCUUCCGACCACUCUGACUAAUCUUUACAUUUGGGAUUCUAGUAACCUUGAAACCCUAAAUGGCAAGGCUUUUCAACAACUUACCUCUCUUACAUCUUUAAGUAUUGGGAACUGUGAAAGGUUACGGUGCUUGCCAGAAGAAGGGCUGCCUACUUCUCUUUGUCAAUUAUAUAUAAAAGAAUGUCCUUUGCUAAAGCAACGCUGUGAGAAAGGAGCAGAAGAUUGGCCUAAGAUUCAUCGCAUCACUAAAGUGGAAUUGGAUCGCAAGUGUAUCAAUGAAAUGCCCCAAUGAUAUGAAGUGCGUAUUGGGUUUACUGUGAUUGGGGCGACAUCGACCCUUCCUUGCGCUGGUGGCACCUCUGCCACUUCUGAUGGUAUUUAUUCGACGUUGGCAGUUGUUGGGGGUCUUCUUUGUCAUUGGGGUGGGGUG